AAGUAACCACGGGGAUCGCUGGAAACAGGAACCAGAAGAACUAAGGCACACGGUGUGUGACUUGUUGUCCGAGGCAAUGUGAGAGAGCCACAAGCUGGAAGUUAUACCUCCUGCCCAGCAGUGAUUGGACACAAACUGCAGGCGGAGAUACAAGCUGGAUUGAACAUCAGAAUCAGUGCGUGCAGGUGUCAUGGUAACGUCCACACAGGCUGGACAUCGGCACGCCGCAAAACCCACACAGGACCAGACUCAGGAGUACUCAGCAAUGUGAAAUAGAACGCUCGCGGUUACUACACCCAUGCAGCCGCAACUGGGGACAAGACCUCCGGAGGCCCGCACACCAGCGCGCUGGCACAGGAGAAAUGCGAGUAUGACCUUCUCACCCCUCUUGCUCUGAUGUUUCAUUUUGCCGUUCUCUUGGCUCCUUGGAUUCCUGAAGAGUGCGACCUUCUUUAUAAAGCCUUUGAGACAUUCCAUGUUUUUCUCACCUGGCCAACUCCGUAUUGUGACAUUUAUCAAGAGAUCCUCAGCUUUAUUAGUGAAGAACAAAAAGCACCAGGAAUCUCUUAUCAACGCCUGGUAAGAGCAGAACAAGGUCUCUUAACAAAAUCCUCCCUACCCAGCAUUGUUACUGUACUCUUGGUUAACCCUGUGGAGUUGCCUAAAGAGUUUCAUUCAGUUGCUGACCAUCUGAGCAAUACAGAGCAAAGUACAGAGAGUACAUACACUUCCCUUAUCCUGCACCAGUACCAAGCCAUCCUGGGACCCUCCACCCAGAUCACUGCCAUAGAAAGUGCACUAAAGUCUAAGACCUUUGAAGAACUUGAGACCAUCUUUACCUCCUUGACAGAGGCCUUAGAACAAGCAGUCAAUGACAGUAAAAUAGCAAAAAAUAGGGAGUGGCUGAAGGAAAAGGUGCAGGAAAUUGGGAAGCAAGCCGGUCUACUGGGGGACACAACAGGGCCUAUUUCUGCAGCUCAUUUUCGACCAAUUUCUUUACCAGUGGCCAAAUGUUACACAUACAGCUGGGAUCAGGAUAACUUUGAUGUUCUGAAUAACAUCAUUUUAAAUGAAGGAAACACAAGAUCAACAUGUCUUUCUCCAGAGUAUGAAGUAAAUGAGGAAGAUGAUGAUGACGAUGAGGAAGAAGAUUUAGAAGAAGUGGAAGAGGAAAUUAAUAAUGAUAAUCACCAGCGAGAUUCUGUGUUCUCUAGACAGUCCAUGCAUUAUGUGUACUGGAGUACACCAAGCAACGCUCAGGAGGAUUCCACCAUGGCCAACAUUACCAACCACUCUUUAUCAUUUGUAUCAAAUCUCUCCAGUUGUGUAGAUAGUGGCUACAUGGAAGAUAGCGAUGACAGUUCCCAAGAGACAUUGGACAAGGUAGAGUGCAGGGAAGAAAGGAUCAAUCAUAAAUUUACACAUAAGUUAUAUAAACUAUUUAAAUCUAAAAAUCACCUGGUCAAAAGCAAGCCGAAAACUGAACUCAGAAAUUCCCCUACUUCAAUUGUAAGCUCUGCCUGCAACUUGCAGCAGAAUCUUCCACUAAGACGAGCUGGUAGCUUAUGUACCCCUCAGGUGAGAAGAGUCCCAGCUCGGUCUAAAAGAUCUCAGUCACUUCCUCAGCAUGCUCUUGGUCUCCAUAUCUGGGAAAUCCAACAGAACCAGAAGUUGGCCUUAAAAAGGAGACCAUUUCUGAGCUGUAAUGAGGACUCCAGAGCUUCUACAUUGAGGGUUGUGGUGUUCGGUUCUGAUCGAAUUUCUGGAAAAUUAGCCAGGGCUUAUAGCAAUCUAAGGCUGAAGGAAAGUAACUGCCCUUUACUAACAAGGUUUUUUAAGCUGCAGCUGUACUAUGUCCCAGUGAAGAGAAAUAGUCCUUCUCAUUCCGUAUCACUGACAAGCCCCGACAAUCCCUUAAAGUCUCCUAGCCCAUUUGGAUCAGCCAACACAGAGGAUGUGUCAGGAGAUGAGGAAAGCACUAAUGACAUCUCUCACUACAUUGGACUAUUGGACCCCUGGUACAAGCGUAACAUCUUGGGUCUGAUGGAUCUAUCCACAUCCGUUCUGUGUCAGUUGUCCACACCUGAGAAUUACUCAGGCGAAAAUCCCAAAAUGCCCAUUCUUGCUGACAUGGUGCUGUAUUACUGCCGAUUUGCCAAUAGAUCUUUGCUCCUGCAGCUGUACCAAGCUGAGAUCACGUUUGAUGGGGGCAGGAAACAGACUGAGGUCUUUAUCCAAUCUCUGGAGCUCGGGCAUUCUGCAGCUUUAAGAGCUAUUAGAGCUUCAGGUCCCGGCUGUAAGAGGCUCGGCAUAGAUGGAGACCGGGAAGCAAUCCCUUUUACACUACAAAUUGUCUUCAGCAAGUCCAGUGUUAGUGGCCGGAGUCGUUGGAGUAAUGGAGAGAAGGUUUGUACAUCCGUCAGCCUGAGGAAAGCAUGCAAGACAUAUGAAGAACUUGAUUCCAAAAUGGAUUGCCUAAAUCUAACUGUGCGGGAGGUGGUAAAAAGGCAGAAUUCCAAGACAAAGAAAAGCUUCAAUCAGCAGAUCAGUAUAUCCCAAAUAAAAGUGGACAAAGCACAGAUUAUAGCACAAAAUGGUGGAACUUUUCCCUUAUGCUUGGACCAAGAUGAGCGCAAAAUCCUUCAACGGGUUAUAAAAUGUGAGGUUUCACCAUGCUACAAGCCAGAAAUGAAAGACUUCCGCAAAAUGUACAGGCCGCACUGGUCACAGACCCCAGAGGACCAGUUCUGUUCCCUCUUGUGUUUGCCAGUCGCUACUUUCAGCGGUGCCCAGCUCUAGAGGCACAGGAGACAUACAGGUGAUUUGUCUGUCAAUCAAUGUGAGGAUUCUUCCGGUCUGCUUUGUAUAUCAGUUUCUGGAACUGGAGACUCAGCUUCUCUGCGGUACAAAGAUCUCCUCCUAUGUAAUAAUGAUUACCACUUGACAGAGAAUGAGAACAGGCUGGCUUGCCUUUUAUUUAAGAUUUACCAUCUUGGUAUUUGGAAAUCACAACCAUUUGGCUACGCUGUAGUAAGCAAGUCUGUCAUUUUCUGGUCUUGAUUGCGGAAUGAGGAGAGAUUAUUAUCAUAUAAAAAAAUUUACAUUUCUACAGUGUUAUCAUAUGUUAUGAAGAAAAACGAAGAACUAUAUUUCUACAUGAAGUUCUCUGGAACUCUACGCAACUAGUGCUGAUGGACAAGUGGCUUGUAGAAAAUGGUUGACAAAAACUGGUACCAUUUUCAUAUGUGUCUGUCAGCUAUAGUAAGAAGAAAUGGAUUCUUAAAAAGAUAAAUAUUUUUUAUUAUUUUCUUCCAUAUUCGUAAACACAUAUUUGACACGGAAGACACAUUUUUAGCACUUCCAAUAAUGUUCCUGGAAUUAAGAAAUGUAAAAUGGACUAAUGGUUUAAUUUUUAAUUGUGUUACAUUUUAUCCAUUUAUUGUGGUGAGGAGGAUUGAUUAUUACAUAACUCAGUUUCUAGGUGGCAGGCUCAAAAAUAAGUUUCCUCCAGAUCUAUAGCAAUGUCCAAACCGUGUCCUGACUUUCUCCACAGAUUUAGGACUGGAUUUUGUUGUUGCUUACAUGGGCUUUCUGAUUUAUGCCAAUAUUUGCCAGAAUGAUUCUUAGUGAUAUUUACCUCAGAAAAUUUUGCCAUUUUGCAAUACUGAAAAAUAACUUACAAUUGGGCCAACCUGCGUAAAUAUAAUUUAUAAUUUCAAAUGAUUUCAUUAAAAAAUUAUAAUUUAUGUGCAUUGUGAUAAUAUCCAUCAAAUUCAGUAUGGUGAAUCCAAGGUUUUACCACCUAAAUGUACUGCACCUUAUAAUUAAAAAAAAUUUGUUUUGUCUUUUAUUUUUUAUUUUUUUUGAGGGGGGAGGUGUUAACUAUUCUUAUAUUGUAAAAUAAUAACUAUGUUGGAUUAAAAUGCAAUUUAAUCUAAUCUAUCUUUGUGUAACCCAUGCUUUGUUUUGCCAUUUGGGAAGGAUUGCUCUUUUAACCCAUUUGUCUUGAUGAAUAUUGAGUAAGCAUUAGCAGGAAUACUGUACAAAUGUAUAAUUAACAAAUAAUGUUUUUUUUUCUGGUUUAUGAUAAAAUGUACAUAUUUAUCCUCCUGUAAUUAUCACAUUAAUUUAAAAAAAAAUCAAAAGUGAUGUUAAAUAAAUUCUGAUUA
Molecule: messenger RNA, 4169 nt
Organism: Pseudophryne corroboree (corroboree frog)
Lineage: Eukaryota; Metazoa; Chordata; Amphibia; Anura; Myobatrachidae
Gene: PIK3R5
Product: phosphoinositide-3-kinase regulatory subunit 5
Exons: 17
Coding region: 397-2799 (800 amino acids)
Biological process (GO): G protein-coupled receptor signaling pathway; positive regulation of MAP kinase activity
Cellular component (GO): phosphatidylinositol 3-kinase complex, class IB
Molecular function (GO): 1-phosphatidylinositol-3-kinase regulator activity
Source: RefSeq, a predicted model, not a curated record